This is a messenger RNA of Lichtheimia ornata, 1137 nucleotides long. RefSeq lists its product as uncharacterized. The coding region runs from base 1 to 1137 and encodes 378 amino acids. Gene Ontology annotation, biological process: retrograde transport, endosome to Golgi; intracellular protein transport. The transcript has 6 exons. The record is from RefSeq and is a predicted model, not a curated record. Gene Ontology annotation, cellular component: retromer, tubulation complex; endosome. Gene Ontology annotation, molecular function: phosphatidylinositol-3-phosphate binding. NCBI's taxonomy places the organism in Eukaryota, Fungi, Mucoromycota, Mucoromycetes, Mucorales, Lichtheimiaceae.
AUGGACUAUCACAACCAUGAACAGCAACAUGAUACGCCCUUGAUAUUCAAUAUUACCACGGUCGACUACAAUCGUAAAGAUCCCGUCUUUUGGAUUGAGGCCAUUACCACCUUAAUCAAGUACAAGCACAAGACACGACGCAUUCCUCGAUAUUACAGUGAAUUGGAACGUCUGCAUGACCAUUUAUUGGCAACGUUGGAUGAUGCUUAUAUACCAGUCUUGCCUCCGUGCCCUCAGCCGAGGUACGAUCGCCAGGGUCGGUUGCUGAGUCGUUACUGGUGGUACCAACAGCAGCAGCAGCAGCAACACCAUGGCGACGAGUUGCCGACACCCGAUAUCAAGAUACAACAUUGGCUCGACCGCAUAGCUGAUCAUGAACGAGUCCAACAAAGUGAAGGGCUACGUGAAUUUGUAGAGAGUGAAGUUGGGUUUCGACCUCAACGAAGGAAAAAGGUGAAACGACAUAAAAGAAGAACAUCCAUCAAUCACGAUGAUCUUGAACCAGAGUUUUGGCACUUGAACGACCACAUCAACACAUUUCGGACGUGUUUGGUGCAACUUGAAACGGCAUGGCCAUCCCGAGGCAACACGAGCGUAUGGAGCGACUUGGCAUCUGCAUGGGUAGCCUAUGGUGGAAUAGAACGGGAUCCUGAAUUAUUCAUAUUAUACAAGAACAUUGCAAAAGGCUGUCAGCAAGUACAUCAUCUUGAAUUGUUGCAGGAUAUGGCUGCAACGGAUACCCUGCGGGAUGAGAUUACUUAUCAAAUCAGCAAUGCUGAAAAUGCACAAAACAUCAUGGAACGGCGUCUUGCUGUACUCUCGGAUUACUUCAUCAGUCGAAAGCGUACAGAGUCAAGUUUACGCAACGUGGAACGACUCAAAUCCUCCUCAAGCAUUGAUAGAGAAAGAGCAAGUGAUGCUAUUGCAGAGCUGGAAGAGGCACGACGAAUAGAGCAAAAUGCACUGCAAAAGUAUGAACGAAUUGAUGGCAAUUAUGAUCGAGAUUUGGAGUAUCGGUACAAGCCCCAGCUUGCUUCAGAUAUGAUCAAUGCAAUUAGGGAAUAUGCCAAAAGUCAACUAGUACUAGAAAAGCAGAAACUAGCUACAUGGGAAAAUGUGUACUCUUGUAUGAAAUAA